AUGUCAGGAAACUUUGGAACUACUGAACAGUCCAGUAUAGGAAUUGAAAAAACACCUUCUGAUGUUGUUCCAAUCAAUCAUCCUUAUUAUUUGAAUGCAUCGGAUUCACCUGGAAUGAAUCUUUUGAAUGUUAGCUUUAAUGGCACUAGCUAUGGAAAUUGGAAGAGAGGAAUACUCAUUUCACUCUCUGCCAAAAACGAACUAUGCUUUAUAAAUGAUAAAUCAGAAAUUCCCAAAGAGGACUCACCUCUGUUUGAUCAGUGGAGAAGAUGCAAUGACAUGGUCAUUGCAUGGUUACUCAAUUCCCUUAGCAAGGACAUUGCUGAAAGCUUGAUCUACUCUUUGACAGCCUCAGAUCUGUGGAAUGAGUUGGAGGAAAGUUGUGAUUGUAAGGGUGGUGCAAAAGAGCAUAAUCAAAAAAUGAACGAGGCUAUUAAGCUCAUUCAAUUCUUAAUGGGUUUGAAUGAGGCAUACUCAGCUGUGAGAGCAAAUAUUUUGAUGAUGAAACCACUUCCAUCUGUUGGUCAGGCCUAUUCCAUUUUACUAAACCAAGAAUCACAAAGAGAGGUACAUUCUGGGAAUCUAGUGGGAACAGAUUCCACUGCUUUUAGUGUGAACAAAUGGAAUGAUAGGAGAAGCUUCAACACAAAGAAAGAAUCUACACAAAUAUCCUAUCCAGAUUCUUCCCAUCCUAGGAAUUCCCAAAACACUAACCAAGGAAACAACUUAUUUUGCACUUACUGCAAGAAAACAAACCACACCAUCGGUAAUUGCUACAGGUUAAUAGGUUAUCCAGAAGGAUACAAAUUUACAAACAAGCCAAAGAAGCCUAUGGGAAAUGCUAGGGUUAAUGCAGUGAAUGCAACAGAGGAAAUUAGUGGAGAUAAUGUUCUCAGUUUUCAGAGAAGUAACACUGAAAUUCCUGAAGGACAAGCCUCUAAAGUGAAAGGAAUGAACAAACAUUCUGCAUUCAACAUCAACAACUUCUCAAAAGAGCGGUGCCAGCAACUAAUUGACAUGUUCACUUCAGUACAAAAUGGAACUGGUUCCCAAGAACAACACACUGUAAACAUGGCUGGUAUAUCUAAAUUUUUUGCAGCCUACACUUCUUCUAUCAAAAGGUUUCAGACAAGCCCCUGGAUAAUUGAUACUGGGGCUUCACACCACAUGACUUUUGAUAAAUCCCUAUUUCAUUCUUUUAAAUUACUCCCUCAUCCUGUUUCUGUAACUUUGCCUAACUCUUAUAAGGUAAAUGUUCAUUAUACAGGAGACAUUGUUUUGUCAGAACACAUUACUCUAACUAAUGUGUUCUAUGUCCCUUCUUUUAAACACAACUUAUUUUCUGUCAGUCAAUUUAUUGAAGAAACUGAGCUUGAAAUUAUUUUUUCUAAAAAGGGUUGUUUCAUACAGGGCCAUACAAUUCAGAGGAAGCAGAUUUUUGGUGAAGCUGUUGGAGGCCUGUUCUAA
Messenger RNA from Lycium barbarum (goji berry), 1467 nucleotides. RefSeq lists its product as uncharacterized. Lineage: Eukaryota; Viridiplantae; Streptophyta; Magnoliopsida; Solanales; Solanaceae. The transcript has 3 exons. Bases 1 to 1467 code for a protein of 488 amino acids. The record is from RefSeq and is a predicted model, not a curated record.